This is a messenger RNA of Triticum urartu, 517 nucleotides long. RefSeq lists its product as uncharacterized. Gene Ontology annotation, biological process: transposition. The record is from RefSeq and is a predicted model, not a curated record. Lineage: Eukaryota; Viridiplantae; Streptophyta; Magnoliopsida; Poales; Poaceae.
CGCAGGGAGGAAGAAGGCCUACUCCGAAGCGUAUCUGGAGUUACAUCCUGACACACCUGACCCCAUUGCGGCGCCUCUGGACGACAUGGCGGUGGUGAGGAUGGGGCCCAAGGAGCACGGUCGGGAGGCGGUUCUCGAUGCUGUGAUCACUCCUAGUAUCUCCUACACACAGCUUCGUCGGAUCGACCCGAGCCUGAGCCAGCGCACGAGCCAGCCAGUGACUAGUACACAGUCCCUCUUUCAGGAGCAACAAUCUGCCUACAUGGAGUACACACGCCAGGAGACCAUGGCGUGGCAUCAGAGGCUUUAUGAACACCAAGUGCAGAGGGAUAGCCAGAUGCAGCAGGCUUUUCAGGAUAUGGCGGCCGGCAGGUGUCCUCAGUUCCCUCCAGCACAAUGCCCUCCAGCACAACCAGUGCUGAUGAGCUUUGAGGAGUUUGUGGCACAGAACGCUGGCCCCUCGCCGGUUAGUUCAUCCCCAAUCUAUUCACCCAAAGCAUCUGUUGGGGAACGGUAG